AUCAUAAAAUAUUCCGCAGCAUCCCACCGACUGUCUGUGAGCAAGUUGUCAUGAGUUCCAAGGAGUAACCUUUUGUUUUGGGUUGUCCGACUUGCUUUUUUGAAACACCAUGAAGAGGAAUUAUUAAUUGCGUGGUAGUGGUCUGUCACCGUAAAAAAAAAAAUUUAAAAAACGGUUUCUCAGCACUAGUGCUAAGAAACAUAUUUCUUUGUAUUUAUUUUUUUAAAUCACAAAAGAUGUGGGCCUUUCUGGGAAUAGCCAGCUUCACAUACCUUUACAAAAAAUCCAACACAGUCUUGACUUACGCUCACAAAGAGCUUCUAAUGGCCGCAGCCUUAUUUCUGACAGUCGGCCUGCUGCUGUCGUACGUCAGAUAUUUUCAUAGUCUCAGAGUCUCUCAGGUAUUACAUUUGCCCCUGAGCCUCUUGUCCUUCGUACCUGUUAUCAACAAUUUCAUCCCCCAAACCUCAACACAGAGGAGCCAGGAGACGGAGAACAGCUGUAAAAAGAGCCGGAGAACAAGGAACAGAGUAGAUACAGAGUCCUCCGCCUCACCGAGGGCCUCGGCCGCUGGCUCUUCGGUGGCCCCGGAGCCAGAUGUGGUGAUAGUUGGGGCGGGGGUCCUGGGCUCUGCCUUGGCGGCCGUCCUAGCCCGGGACGGGAGGAGGGUGACGGUGGUGGAGAGGGACCUGAAAGAGCCUGACCGGAUAGUGGGGGAGCUGCUGCAGCCUGGAGGAUUCAGGGCGCUCAAAGAGCUUGGACUGGAAGGUUCAGUGGAGGGUCUGGAUGCCCACGUGGUGAGCGGCUAUGUGAUCCACGACAUGGAGAGCAGGACAGAGGUAGAGAUCCCCUACCCGCAGGGGGAGGACCGAACCAAGUGUGGACGCGCUUUCCAUCACGGUCGAUUCAUCAUGGGCCUGAGGAGAACUGCCCUGGCUCAGCCAAAUGUCACAUUCAUAGAAGGCACCGUGACCAGUUUGCAGGAAGAGGACGGCUGUAUAACCGGGGUGCAGUACAAGGAUAAAGAAACUGGGGACAUCAAGGAAAUCCAUGCGCCGCUGACUGUUGUGGCUGACGGCUGUUUCUCUAAGUUCAGAAAGAGUCUGGUUUCUGGUAAAGCUCACACCUCCUCUCACUUUGUUGGAUGCCUCAUGAAGGACUGUCCGCAGUUUAAAGCCAACCAUGCUGAGCUGGUGCUGGCCAACCCUAACCCGGUGCUCAUCUACCAGAUCUCCUCCUCGGACACCAGAGUACUCGUGGACAUCAGGGGGGAGAUGCCUCGCAACCUCUCAGAGUACAUGGCUGAGAAGAUUUACCCUCAGCUGCCAGAGCAUUUAAAGGAGCCUUUCAUGGGGGCACUACAGAACGAUCGACUCAGGUCCAUGCCUGCCAGCUUCCUCCCUCCCUCCCCUGUCAACAAGCCAGGCGUGCUUCUCCUGGGUGAUGCUUACAACAUGAGGCAUCCUCUGACGGGAGGAGGGAUGAGUGUUGCUCUCAACGAUGUUCGCAUCUGGAGGAGUCUGCUCGAAAACAUCCCGGAUCUAUACGACAACAGGGCUAUGCUGCAGGCAAAGAAAAAAUUCCACUGGCAACGCAAGUCAUCACAUUCUUUCGUGGUGAAUGUGUUGGCCCAAGCCCUGUAUGAGCUGUUUGCAGCCACAGACAAUUCUCUUCAUGAGCUGAGAAAAGCCUGCUUCCAGUACUUCCAGCUUGGUGGAGAGUGCAUCGCUGGGCCUAUUGGACUCCUCUCAGUGUUGACCCCCAAACCCAUGACCCUCAUCGGACACUUCUUCGCCGUGGCACUGUACGCGAUUUACAUCACCUUCAAGUCCGAGUCUUGGUGCACCAAACCUCGAGCUUUGUUCAAGAGCGGAGCCAUCCUGUACCGAGCCUGCACCGUCAUGUUUCCACUCAUCUACUCCGAGCUCAAGUACCUGGUGUACUGAAGGCGUCUCUACACCUGGACACAGCGGUGUGUGGUCUUCACGGUCACGCCGUAAUUGGAAGCACAACAAAGCUCGAAAUGUUGGUAUAAGUCGUCUGCCCUCCCUGCUGAAAAAAAGCACUGUUGCCGUAUCAAGCCAUUUGACUGUUGAGGAUUUCCCACAAUGUGCCCAUGCCUGACUGAAGAUGGCGUCGUCUUAAUGCCCUACUUAAUGCCUUCUUUCAAUUGGGACAUAUUAUUCAACAAUGCCUUGGUGUAGCCCAGUUCUUCGUGGACGUUUAAUACUGUGGAAAUUACUCCUGCUCAACAGAACCGCUAUGUGGAACAUGGCAUCUGAAUUUUAUAAUUAUUAUUUUUGCAAUGGAGUCACUGCUGUAUAUUUUCCUGCUGAGCUAAUCUUUGCUGUAUUUAAUACGGGAAUCCUCUUGUAAUGAUGAUAUAUUGCAUUACAAGAAUGCAUAACUUUUUUUUAAUCUAGAAUCACAGAUGGGAUGUUAUGAAAAAGAAAGCUGUCUGAAUGUUGCAUUUCAUAAAAUAAUCCAGGAUAUUUUCA
Cyclopterus lumpus (lumpfish) is the source of this 2498-nucleotide messenger RNA. RefSeq names its product squalene epoxidase a (gene sqlea). Gene Ontology annotation, cellular component: membrane; endoplasmic reticulum. Lineage: Eukaryota; Metazoa; Chordata; Actinopteri; Perciformes; Cyclopteridae. The transcript is spliced from 11 exons. Gene Ontology annotation, molecular function: squalene monooxygenase activity; flavin adenine dinucleotide binding. Bases 237 to 1946 code for a protein of 569 amino acids. Gene Ontology annotation, biological process: sterol biosynthetic process; cholesterol metabolic process. The record is from RefSeq and is a predicted model, not a curated record.